This is a messenger RNA of Cyprinus carpio (common carp), 1169 nucleotides long. RefSeq lists its product as uncharacterized. Gene Ontology annotation, biological process: interleukin-15-mediated signaling pathway; positive regulation of ERK1 and ERK2 cascade; T cell activation. The record is from RefSeq and is a predicted model, not a curated record. NCBI's taxonomy places the organism in Eukaryota, Metazoa, Chordata, Actinopteri, Cypriniformes, Cyprinidae. Gene Ontology annotation, cellular component: membrane raft; external side of plasma membrane. Gene Ontology annotation, molecular function: protein tyrosine kinase binding; MHC class II protein binding.
AAUUCUAGUGAAUGGAUAUUUUCUAGAGAAAUGGGAAGCGACACUUCUCCAUUAUGACUGGCAUUGAGUCACUAUAUAACAACUCUAAUACAUUUCUGUAGAUCAGAGGAAGUUAAAAACACAGGAGGAGCUGAGAGUAUUUAAAGAAAGAGUUGAGAGUGUAUAAUGAAGAGGAAGACUGACAGAAAGAGAAGAUGGCUGAUAAGUGUCACUUGUGUCUGCUGGGACUGAUCUUUCUCUCUUCACUUCUCACAGGUCUCAGUGGAGUGGAUGAUGCUCAUGUGUUCAUCAGUUCUGGUGAAAAUGUUCGUCUGUCCUGUAAUAAUGCUCUUCAUGACUGUACAUCAACUACAUGGAUCUAUAACAGAUUCAGUCAUUCAGAGACAGUUGAACUGAUUCGUUUAGGGAUAAAGAAGAAAAACACAGAGAGUUAUGAGAGACUGAGUCUGGGGUCUGACUGCUCUCUGAACAUCAAGAACAUCACAAAAGAAGAUUAUGGAUUUUACAUCUGCCAACAAUAUGUGAAUGAUCAACAACAAGGAACUGAUGCUCGUGUUUAUCUGCAUGUUCUUCAUGUCUCUUCGUCAUCUUCAUCAUCCUCACAGACUGAGUUCAGUGCAGGCCGCUCUGUGACUCUCUUCUGUCAGUUGUAUUCAUAUGCUGGAGUCUCUUGUGAUGAUUGGAUCCGUUCUACGGGAAUUGAUCUGUUCUGGGUGAAUCAGGCUGGUGUUAAACUGACGAGAUCAGACUCCAGAUAUCAGAUAUCAGCUCCAGAUCACUGUAUCAGCUCUCUGACUACAACACUCCUGAAUGAAGAUCACAACAGAGAGUGGAGAUGUGAAGUUACUCACAGAGAUCAAGUCAAAACCUCAGCCACAUACACUGUCAGGUAUUCAGAUCCAGCAGAAACUGAAGUCAAUAGGACUGCUGCAUCAGUAUUCAGAGUGAUUGUGAUUAUUGUAGAGUUUGCAGUGUUUGCUGCUCCUACUGUGAUUCUUCUUCAGAUCAUCUGUGACAGAAGAGCUGGGAGGAAGGACUCACAGCACUGAGAGGAAAUAGUGAUGAAUACAGUAUUACAAAAAAAAAACUCUCUACAAAUAACAGGCCAGAGUACACUGUAAAAAAAAAAAAAAAAAUUAUAUGACUGGCAACUACGGCUGCCAAACAAA